UUAGAUGUACCGCGUGGACAUCUGGCGGGUCGAACCAGCUGCUUUCUCAUGCAAUAUAUCCUCACUAUACGCGCAACGUGCUGCAAUUCUGUGCACCGCACAACUAUACUGAUAAUGUCGAUACGUGCGUGCCCACUGGCGCAAAUAUGGAGGGAUAAGCGAGAUCAAUAUUUAAUAUUUCGCCAUCAAGAUUUUUCAAAUUUCUUUAGAUUACCUUGGAUUCCUCAUUUAAGGGCUUGGCCUGGUCACUCGUCCGCCCUCAAGCUACGGCGGGGUUUUCCAACAUGUUCAGGCGCGUUGCCCUUUGUUUGCUUCUCCUCUUCACUGCAUCCGUCUUCGCCUUCCCUUUUCCCCAACGGCAGGUGUUACGCCGCCCUGCACCUCAGCUUCGGGACCCUGUGUACGGGGGAACGAACGCGAAGCGACUCGCGAGGGGCUUGCCCCCUUUACCGCCAGUUCGGAGAUUUAAUGUGAAUAUUUCACGAUCUGACACUGCCAAAAGGGCACAGGUCAGCGGCACAACGGCCUGGACCGGCAGAAUUCAAGUAAAUCUCGUCCCUGGUGAAAACCCCCUUGGUGCAGACCCCCUUGGUGGAAAUCCUGGAUACCUCCGGCCGACCGAUGGUAGUGCUGAUCGGUACAUGGUAGUUAGUAAGGCGACCGACGCCGAUACUUUCUCGACCACAUUCUAUCAAGAUGGUGUCACUCCCGUGAGCUUCAAGAGUGAGAAUGGCUUGAGCGCGAAACCUCUGAGUGCCCGUCCCUAUUUGGCAGGUCUCGUCGAUCCGAAUAUUAAACUCGGUGCGUUAAACGCGAUCACUGUUUUUCUGGGGAGUUCAGUGCAAACUAAUUCCGGUGACGGCCCUCAAUCUGGUGGUGCAGCCUCCGUUCCUGGACUGAGCUACGAGACGAGAUUUUGGCUCUACGAUCCUUCAACUAACAAUAUCACACCCGAAUGGGUGGAUACUAAUCAUAAUAAGCUAAAGCUAUCAGCCGUGUGGGAUCAUGUUGGCCAGAGAUCUAUCUCACGUCAGAUCCGGGGGGCGUCACCUUCGCUGUUUCUGAGUCAAGAAAUGUGACACUCUCUGCAGUUAACUAUGAUAAUCCCGGUAUCUAGACAUCCAUCCAGUUGUGGAUCACUUUGCUCCAGAUUUGUACCAUUCCCAAUUACACGGGAAAUGACCAGUGCGACUUGUGGUCUUUCGGUGCAUCACGUCCGAUAACCCCUCAUAGACUAUACAUGUUCGUUAACUUGCACAAAAAUUAUAAGACGAAAUGGAGGACUAGCGAGUUAUAUCGCUCAGUCCCAUUGUACGUG
This is a messenger RNA of Cantharellus anzutake, 1318 nucleotides long. RefSeq lists its product as uncharacterized. The record is from RefSeq and is a predicted model, not a curated record. The coding region runs from base 285 to 1079 and encodes 264 amino acids. NCBI's taxonomy places the organism in Eukaryota, Fungi, Basidiomycota, Agaricomycetes, Cantharellales, Hydnaceae. The transcript has 8 exons.